Aaosphaeria arxii CBS 175.79 is the source of this 4845-nucleotide messenger RNA. Its product is annotated as ATP-binding cassette sub-family A member 7. Bases 1 to 4845 code for a protein of 1614 amino acids. Gene Ontology annotation, biological process: transmembrane transport; lipid transport. Gene Ontology annotation, molecular function: ATP hydrolysis activity; ATP binding; lipid carrier activity. Lineage: Eukaryota; Fungi; Ascomycota; Dothideomycetes; Pleosporales. The transcript is spliced from 7 exons. Gene Ontology annotation, cellular component: intracellular membrane-bounded organelle; membrane. The record is from RefSeq and is a predicted model, not a curated record.
AUGAUUCUUCCCUUGUUACUUCGACAGAUCUGGACUCUCGCAUUCAAAGACAUUCUCCUGGCAUUGAACCAAAAAAUCCGUGUCUUUACCAUCAUACGAGCAUUUUCAAUUCCCACCGUUUUCGUCAUCUACAUAUCCUUCAUCAUCAGGGUAUACUGGCCGCGCGAGAUAUAUGGCAUUGGGAACCCAGCAGCAGUUCGUCCCUUAUCAGACGCCAUAAGGGACGCGCCGGGAAGUCGACGCACGCUCGCUCUCUGUAAUUAUGGAUCACAAGGCGGAGACAUUGAUGAAGUUAUCGACCUUGUUGCAAGAUCAGCCAGCGGCAACAAUGGCCAGACCAUACAGGUUCUCCAUCAUCCUGAUGAACUCCUGACGCUUUGUAGGAGUACGUUGUCUGGAGUAACGAAAUGUUUCGCAGCAGCGGAAUUCCAUUCAUCACCAGACCAGGGCGGCAGCUGGAACUAUACCCUUCGAGUUGAUGGUGCCUUGGGUUAUAAGAUCGACGUAGAAAAGAACAAGAACGAUGCUGAGAUUUUUCUCAUUCCAUUACAGCAUGCUGUUGAUACUGCGAUAUCCAGUGUCAGCUCAGAAUCUCGGAGCAGCUCAGUUCCACCAAAGGUUCAUGCCUAUCCAUAUACCUCGGAGACACAGAAAGAAUGGAACUAUAAGCUAGUGACGGGUAUCCAGAAUGCCAUUGCCAAAUACAUCGCCGUGGUGUGGUACAUUGCAUUCAUUGGCUUAUGCUAUCAGCUUGUGGGAUUGAUGGCUAGAGAGAGAGAACAUGGCAUGGCCGAUCUGUUGGAGUCAAUGAUGCCGAACGUUUCCCGUUGGCAACCACAGAUGGCAAGGUUGCUUGGACAUUGGGUUGCCUUCACAUUGAUUUACUUUCCAUCCUGGAUAAUCAUUGCAAUCGUUGCCAGGCUCGGAUUGUACCCAAAUACCAACCCGAUCAUCCCCAUCAUCUUCUUCGUAUUGACUGGACUGUCAUUGAACUCCUUCUCGAUCCUUGGCGCAUCACUCUUCAGGAGAGCUCAGCUCAGCGGUAUAACGGUUGUAAUUGUGGCACUGGGCCUAGGUGUUGCUGCGCAAGUAGCAGCUAAGUCUCUCUCCACCGCAGCUGUUGCAAUACUAGGAUUACUGUUUACACCAAUGACCUUUGUCUUCCAUAUGAUAUGGAUGGCUCAUUACGAGCACAAGCGGAUAUCGCCCAACUUGAUCAAGGCGUCACCGGGGGCAUCAUGGGAGAUACCUGGUCUUGUAUUCUGGAUAUGUAUGCUGAUUCAGAUUGUUGCAUACCCUGUUUUGGCGGCCCUAAUUGAACGGAAGCUACACUAUCCGACAUCUCACGGAAGAACAAUCAUCUACGAGGAUGACGAUCAACCGAUCGUAUUGUCAGGAUUCACCAAAUAUUACCAACCUAGUUGGUUCUUCCGGACCGUCGCCCCAUUAUUUGGGAUUCACAAGCCCACCGUAAAGGCAGUCAAUGAUGUUUCUAUCGCCCCUAUGAAGGGUCAAAUCAUGGUAUUGGUCGGUGCAAACGGAUGUGGCAAGUCGACCACCCUGAAUGCAAUUGCAGGGCUGGGAGACGUUACAAGUGGUUCAAUUGUGGUGAACGGGUCUGGCGGUAUUGGUAUCUGCCCGCAGAAAAACGUUCUCUGGGAUUACCUUACCGUCUCUCAACACGCGAAAAUCUUCAACCAGCUCAAGUCGGUCACUCAAGCUCCCAAUCACCUGGCCGAACUGAGUCAGCUCGUAUACGACUGUGGUCUCAGCCACAAGAUGCAAUCGUAUGCUACCACUUUGUCUGGCGGUCAGAAACGAAAAUUGCAGCUCGUGCUAAUGCUCACUGGCGGGAGCCAAGUCUGCUGCGUUGAUGAAGUUUCUGGAGGACUUGACCCGCUAUCUCGAAGAAAGAUUUGGGACAUCUUGCUUGCCGAGCGAGGUAAACGGACCAUCGUCCUCACAACUCAUUUCUUGGACGAGGCAGAGUUUCUUGCGGACCACAUGGUCGUGAUGUCGAAAGGAAGUGUCAAAGCGGAGGGUUCGGUUUCUCAAUUGAAGACUCAGCUUGGCGAAGGCUGUCGUUUUCAUUUCCUUCAUGGGACGGGCUACAGCAAACUUCCAGACGUCGAAGAUUUGUUCGUCAACAUACCGAAAGAACAACUAUUUGACCAGACCAUAUACACGGUCCCUGAUUUCCAACGAUCCGCAAAUAUCAUUCGGACUCUGGAGAGCCGGGGCAUUAUCGAUUAUCAAGUCAGUGGCCCGACUAUUGAGGAAGUAUUCAUGAAAAUCGCCGGAGAACCCAAUUUUGUGCCAACUUCCGGUAAGCCGAAGUUGCUACUUGACGAGGACCAGCAUUCAUCUGUGCACGAGAAUAAGGAGGGCAAACAAACCGUUGUACAAACAACUGAGUCCGCCAACGAACCUCUCAUGACGGGCCGACCUGUUGGUCUCCCGAAGCAGACACUCGUCAUGUUUAAGAAGCGCCUAACAGUUUUCCGAAGAAAUUAUCUUCCCCUGGUCUUAGCAUUGCUCAUCCCUAUUCUUGCCACUGGUCUUGUGUCGAUUCUUCUGAAGGACAAAUCCUAUGGUGGCUGCUCCCCCACACAGCAGGUUGAUGAAUCAAAGUUCACCACGCUUGAAGACGACAGUGACUACCGGCCCUUGCUAGUAAUUGGUCCCAGCAGCGCAUUUGCAAACGUGGACCUUUCCCUAUUUCAAUCACUGCUACCUAGCCAGUUCGGGAACGCACAGUCUAACACGAGCGAUAUAUCGCAGUACAUCAGCAUUGUCGAAACUAUCGAUCAGUUCCAUGAGUAUAUCGAGGCAAAUUUCAGCUCGGUCUCACCUGGAGGAUUUUUCCUGGGCGAAGAACCGACCUUCGCCUUCUAUUCCAAUCUUGGGUAUCUGGGGCUGUACUCUUCCAUCUUCAUGCAGAAUGCAGUGAAUGUAUUAAUGACGAACACGACAAUUACUACAAAUCUCAGAUCAUUCAGUUAUCCAUGGCGAGACGAUACAACCGAUCAAUAUCAGUUCCUAUUUUACUUCGGGUUGAUUAUGGCUUGUUACCCGGCAUUUUUCGCCUUGUAUCCAACGAAAGAAAGAGUUUUGAACAUCAAGGCACUGCAGUAUAGCAAUGGUGUGCGACCUCUUUCGCUUUGGCUAGCCUAUCUAUCAUUCGAUUGGAUCAUUGUCCUUGUAUCCAGUAGCAUCAUGACAAUCAUUCUAGCGACAGCGACUCCAGACAAUUGGUGGAACAUCGGCUACCUUUUCGUAGUUCUGUUCUUAUAUGGCCUGGCAUCACUACUAUGGUCAUACACCAUCUCCCUAUUUGCCAAGUCGCAAUUGGCUGCAUUUGCUAUUGCAGCUGGAUCACAGGCUUUUCUGAUGUUGAUGUACUUCACUGGAUGGAUGCAGAUCCAAUCCAACGUAGACGCGAGUGAAAUCGACAGCACACUAACAAUCUUCAACCUCACAUUCACCAUCAUAACGCCCAUCGGCAAUCUCUUGAGGUCGCUGAUCAUCGCCAUGAAUCUCUUCUCGCCACUUUGCCGCGGAACCCCGCCGCGAAUCGCAACAUACGGGGGUGAAUUCAAGCUUUACGGCGCCCCGAUCUUAUACCUAUUAUUCCAAUCCGCAUUCCUCUUUUUCAUUCUCUUGUCAACAGAUUACAAGUGGACAGCCCGGUGGUUCAAGACCAAAGCGCCCGCCAAAGACCCAGAAGACCAAGACACCUGCGAGCAGGAAGUACUGGACGAAAUCAAUCGGGUCGCUGAAGCCUCUGACGGCCUGCGUGUCCAGCACCUCACUCGGCACUACAAGUCCAAGACAAAGACUCGAGCUCCACUUACCGCAGUCGACGAUCUCACAUUCGGGGUCCAGAAAGGCGAGGUCUUUUCUAUCAUCGGCCCUAACGGUGCGGGUAAAUCGACGACGAUAAGUAUGCUCCGCGGCGAGAUUCCGCCUAGUCGGCCGGAAGCGGAAAUUCACCUCGGCGAUGUCGAUGUGCUGAGAGAAAAGAGUGUCGCGAGGGCGAGAUUCGGGAUAUGUCCUCAGUUCGAUGCUAUUGAUCAGAUGACGGUGCUUGAGCAUCUCGUCUUCUAUGCCGGGGUGAGGGGCGUGUCGGAUCCGAAGCUUUGCGCAGAACAGGUCGUUAAUGCUGUGGGAUUGGAUCAAUUCAAGAAUACCAUGGGAAGUAAGCUGUCGGGUGGUAACAAGAGGAAGUUGAGCUUGGGUAUCGCGUUGACUGGGAAUCCUGAGUUGGUGUUGUUGGAUGAGCCUAGUAGUGGGAUGGAUCCAUUGGCAAAGCGGAUCAUGUGGAAGACACUGAUCAAAUUUGUGCCUGGGAGAAGCGUACUGCUGACCACACAUUCCAUGGAAGAAGCAGUCCACUUGGCUGAUCGCGUCGGUUUUUUGGCGAAGCGAAUGCUCGAUGUGGGAACAACUUCGCAUCUUCGGAACAAACACGGUCAUGGUUUCCACCUCCAACUCAUAUGCGCUUCCGCGCCCAAUACGCCCGAUGAUCAAAUCGAGAGUAUCAAGCAAUUUGUCGAGGAAAAGCUACCUGGUUCGAAGAUUGAAGGCUUCGCCUACCAUGGACAAAUGCGAUUCAGUGUCCCUGCCAAGGGAUCCAUCACCUCCUUCGAGACAUCCUCUGAAGACAAGAUAGAGGAGACUAUACAAGAGAGUGAAGAAGAUGUCACUGUUGGCAAAUUAUAUGUGCUCCUCGAGGAGCACAGGGAGAGAUUGGGACUGGAGUUCUACUCUGUUAGCCCGUCGACGUUUGAUGAAGUAUUCCUGAAGGUCAUAGACAAACACAAGAACUUUUCAAGCGUACUGUGA